Messenger RNA from Paramuricea clavata, 997 nucleotides. Lineage: Eukaryota; Metazoa; Cnidaria; Anthozoa; Malacalcyonacea; Plexauridae. The record is from the annotation of a GenBank genome assembly.
CUUGGACACUUGCGAGUAGAUGAUAGCCCCCAUCUGGGGUAAAUUUCCCGCCAUAUGACGUCAACAUUUUGAGGGAUAAGAGUGACGUCAUUUUUGGAAUAUUGUCGCGUAACAUUUGUCGCGUGAUCUUUUGGAAUUUUGAGAUGGCGUCAGCAAGUAUUGUCGCAUAACAUUUGUCGCGUGAUCUUUUGGAAUUUUCAGAUGGCGUCAGCGGGACGUGUAAAAACGGGAGUUUUAUAUUUAUUUUAAAAUGGAAAGUUUAUGUGAUAUGUUUGCAGCAAUGAGUAUUUCUCAGGAGGUGCCAAACGAUUUGGUUGUGGAUGAAGUAUCUUAUGAAGUGAAGAAUGUUUGUGAUUUGAUGAAUGCUGUGUUUUUCGAAGCGGUUGUUUGUGAAAUUCGGAGAUUAUUGAAGGAGAAAUGUCCAGGCUGCGAAGUCGAUCAUCCGAGUCAGAGGAGACACAACUGUAUUAUGUUGUCAGACGGGGAGGGAUGGUUACUGCAUGGUUUGGAAGCAGUGGAGCGUGUGAUUGAGCGUGGAAUUGUGAGGAAACAGUUUCUUGAAGCUAUUCGAGUGAUGAAAUUGGAAUAUUACGGGCGUGCGAAAGAACAUUAUGCGAACUUGAUAAAAGAUCGUGAAGUAACACUUGAUUUUUUGGGGGAUUUGAGAGGAAGUUUUUCUGAUUAUCAACCCAUUUUGAACUACCUAAUGUAUUGGAGCGAAGAACAUUGUGCAUAAGACACGUUUAGUAAAAAACAUUUAUUUAUUUAUAAAAUUGUAAAAGAUUUUUUAACAGAGAUGUUUUGUAAAACUACUAAUGUUUUUUUGAGAACAAAGACUUUACAAUUUAUUGAGUUGUUCUCGUAGUUUAUUUUCUAAAUGUUUCUGAUACGCUUUUUUAUGAUCCGUUUCGAGGGAUUUGAAUGUUUCCUUUGUCCCUUUGACAUAAUAGGUGUAUCUUGGCGGUGAGCUGAAAUGACAUUGAGCAUAGGAUUCCAG